AUGCAAGUCCAAAUUCCUGAAUCCAUUCGAGAGCCGAUGGCACAUCUGCCGAAGCUUAGGCGAGCCAAGCGCCAGUUAUUUGGAAUAAUGCUCGUUCUAGGGUUUAUCUUUUCUCUGCAUCUCACGUGGAGCUACUGGGCUUCCAACCGAGUUUCCACAAACAAGGUCAUCAAAGCACUAGAAAACGGACUACCGGGCUUACAAUCAAGUGAAGAUUUCUCCCUUGACAGAGCAUGCAGUGAAUACUUUGCACUGCUUUACAAGAAAAACAAAAAUUGGUCGAUUCAGGACAUUGCGAAUCAUGGCUCCUCCAAGGCAUCGGUGAUAGAUUCUACUCGUCAUUUGCGAAUUUUCGGCCACUGUUUCCUGAGGAACUCAGCUGCAACUAGCGAUCUUGAUCUUGGGGACAUCGAGCACAGAUUGUUCCCGCAGUUUACUGGGUUGCAUCCCACUUUUACCAGAUGGGACGGACUUACUUUGGAAAGCUUUCCUAAUUUCGAGACGCCAAGUUCGGGUUCUUCCAUUGAAGGAAGUCCCUUGUUUCCUGCAAGUUCAUUUUGGAAAAGUACGCAGCGUUCUUACAAUGGCCGUGGCAUUGUUGUCAGCCUGGGUGAAUCUGGAGUGGACGACGCCAAGAGGCUUUUGAGAGCUCUGAGAGCAGUUAAUAACACGCUUCCCAUUCAAUUUGUACACAAAGGUGACAUCUCAGACUCUACAGUUACGGCUCUAAUAGAAGCUGGAAGGAACGCGAUGCCUUUUUUACAAGCUUCUCACAAUGGAAACUCCGGAAAUCCACAGGACAUCUGGUUCGUCAAUGCUCGUCAAGCGCUAGAACCGAACAGUGUCGAUCUAUUUCAGCGAUUUUCAAACAAAUGGAUUGCGUCCUUGUUCAAUUCAUUCGACGAAAUGAUUUUGAUGGAUGCAGAUUCAGUCCCAUUCGUCGAUCCUCGAACAUUAUUUGAUGCUGCAGGCUAUCAAGAGACAGGUGCGUUUUUCUUCAAAGAUAGACUGAUAAACGAGCGUGUGAAGGGUCGCGAGAUCGAGUUUUACCGGCAAUUGCUGCCUUCCAGGGGCGAAGGCCGUGUCUUUGGCAUAAGGGAGGUCACCAAUUACACUCUGGGCAAUCCUUUUUUUAGUUCUCGAUACCGCCACUUAAUGGAAAGCGGUGUAGUACUGUUAGAGAAGAAAACCCAUAUGACCGGCUUGUUGAUAUCUAGCGUCUUGCAAUUAUGGAAAGUUUCAAGCGAGCCAGUUUGGGGAGACAAAGAGCUGUUUUGGCUUGGCCAAUCCAUUUCUGGCAAUGAGAACUAUCGUUUUAACUCGAAUUUUGGAGGAGCGGUAGGAACUCUAAAUGAGGGAACGAUUAACUCUUGCAACUAUUUGUGCGCUACUCAGCUGGCUCAUUUCAGCGAUAACAAGCAACUGUUAUGGCUAAACGGCGGAUUCAGAAGGUGUAAGAAGAUGACAUGGACCCAAGAUUAUAAGAAAAUAAAGUCACUACAGAAAAGUUUUAACUCCGAAGCAGAUCUGCAAACCUUUUAUCUCUCGCCCGUGACAAUCGACGGUGCCGUAAUUCCGACUCGUGUUCGGUCUUCAUUCUUUGGUCUCAAAUCUUCUAAGGGCGGAUUUAAGAAGGAAAAAAGCUGUAGCGGGUAUUUAUGGUGCGGCUAUGAUGAUCUUGCUGAAACCGAGGGUACUUCUUUUCGAUUCUCUGAUGAAGAAUUGGAGAACAUCAAGUUGAUUGAACAAGCUUGGUCAUACGACUGA
Molecule: messenger RNA, 1767 nt
Organism: Lachancea mirantina
Lineage: Eukaryota; Fungi; Ascomycota; Saccharomycetes; Saccharomycetales; Saccharomycetaceae
Source: the annotation of a GenBank genome assembly